UACAAGUCAUCGACUGGUUUGAUCUCCUCAACGGUCCAGAUAGAGACGCACGCAUGGGCUUUGCCUGCGACCAUCGAGAUCCAGAAGACCCUUCUCUGUGUAUCCAAAGCUCCAACUGAUCAUAUAUCGUCUGAGUUUCCGUUUCUCUGUAGAGGCAAAACGCGCAGCUAUGGCGGGAGGAAGAGGAAGAAGAAGACCCAACACCAAUGAUAACAACAAAGUAACUUGUAGCAGCAGAAGAACAUCGUCGUCAUCUUCAUCAAAAUCCAAUGCUCGAGGAGCUCUGUUUGUGAAUGGUGGUGUUUUAUCUGAUUGGUCAUCCCCUCAAACCUCUCUUCGAGGGAAAAAUCCGAGUUUGAAUAACACAUCUGCCUCAAAAUCGGGAGCAAAAGUAGCUUCUGGUUCUAAAAGUGAGUCUCGGAAAUCUAAUGUUAAUGCUAUAGGAUAUCAGUACCCUUCCGUUGAACGUCAGGAGGGUUUGCAUCCAGGACUGCAUGAGGGCAAUGAUGUAGGUAAAAGUAUGGACGAGUCCUGCCCUUUGGUUUUAGUUGAUUUCAAGAAUACCCAAAUUUUAGCUCAUGUGGACCAGACAGUAGCUUCAAGUCCCCACGAAGUGAAAUUUACAUAUCAAUACGGUUCAAGUUUUGUGUUAGGUGAAAGCUCUCAUAGAGGGUUGGGGUUCUAUGAUGAACUUGAGGGAACUGCAAGUGGUAUUGAAGCUUCGUCAAAGCAAAUGGAAGAGCCAGAAGAUUCCUGUUUUGAUUCGUUGUCUUCUGAGAAAGAUAUGGAUGUCAAUGAAGGGAUGGAUUGUGAAGUUGGCGAUGAGAUGGCUGAAGAGCUGCCAACAGACAUGUCUCCUAUGAAAAACUCAGGAUUUUUGUCAAUUGGAGGCAUGAAAUUAUACACCCAAGAUAUUUCUGAUGAAGAAAGUGAAGAAGAUGAAAAUGGAGACUCACCGUAUGAAGGAAGCUCAGGCUCUUCUGAGCCAGGAGGAAUACUUGGAUCCUCUGAAAGUGAAGAUUCUGAAGACACGUCUGAUAGUGAUUCAGAUAUAGAUGACGAGGUUGCAGAAGAUUAUUUGGAGGGAAUUGGUGGGAGUGACAGCAUUUUAAGUUCCAAAUGGUUGGUAGGACAGGAAUUGGAUGAUCCGGAUAAGAACAGCUCUUUGAAGAGUGGAUUUGAUGAGACUUUACAGAAGUUGGGCGGAAUUGCUCUUCAGGAUACAUCUAGAGAAUAUGGUAGGAGGAAGGUCCAUUCACAGAAGAAAUACAAUGUGACAGAAAGACAUGCUAAGUCUUUGGCUAUAGAUGACCUAAUGCUUGUAAAGGAUCCGAGAACUGUUUUUGCAAAAAAGAAGCCCGUCGCUAGGUUUCCUCAAUCUUGGCCUUCAGAAGCUCAAAGGAGUAAAUUCUCAAGACAUUUUCCUGGUACGAAAAAGAAACAUCGUAAAGAAAUGAUUGCUGUGAAGCGUAGGGAGAGAAUGCUACGGCGAGGUCUUGAUCUUGAGCAAAUCAAUUUGAAAAUAGAGCAGAUUGUUUUGGAUGGAGUGGAUAUGUUUUCUUUUCAACCUAUGCAUUCCCGGGAUUGUGCCCAGGUGCAACGAUUAGCAGCAAUUUAUCGCCUGAGGAGUUCCUGCCAAGGAUCUGGCAAGAAGAGAUUUGUAACAGUGAUGCGGACACAACACACAGGCAUGCCAUCAGCAAGUGAUAGACUUCGUCUUGAAAAGCUGAUUGGAGCUGACAUGGAGGAUGCUGAUUUUUCUGUUGUUGAGCCCCGUGGAGACAAAAGCAGGUCAAAGAAAAUUGGAAAAGGAAUUGAUUUGAAGCCACCAGAAUCUAAACAUUACACUCAAAGAAAGACACCGAAGAUCGCAGCCAAGCGUGGCAGUGGCAGAGCCUAUGAACAGAAACUUGGUGGAAAAAUGGAUUCAUAUGCCAAUCAACCGGUAUCAUUUGUGUCAAGUGGCGUGAUGCAAUCAGCGACUGAGAGCACAACUGUUGAUUCAAUAGACCCAAGUUCUAAAAAUAAGGGUGCUGAAGCAGCUGAGUUUCAUUCGUUUGAAGUACACACUAAGGGUUUUGGAUCAAAAAUGUUGGCUAAAAUGGGAUUUAUUGAAGGUGGUGGAUUAGGAAAAGAUGGACAAGGUAUGGCAGAGCCCAUUGAAGUGAUCCAACGGCCUAAAUCACUUGGGUUGGGUGUGGAAUUUUCCAACACCGUUGACCUUCGAGUAAAUAAAACCCCAGUAAAGAGUAAUCCAGUGAAACACAAAGCUCAAUCUCAAAGAGUUUCUCAACCUCAGGGAGUUGGAUCUUUUGAAAAACAUACCAGAGGAUUUGGAUCAAAGAUGAUGGCAAAGAUGGGUUUUGUUGAAGGCAUGGGUUUGGGGAAAGAUUCACAAGGCAUCGUCAACCCUCUGGCUGCAGUCAGGCUACCAAAAUCGAGGGGAUUAGGUGCCUCAAGUUAAGAUAUUAUGUGUUGCUGAAAUUGCUAAGCUAAUUUUAAUUUCAAUUUCAAUUUCGUUUUUCCUUGUAGUUCUGCUAAUUCUGCACAUACAUGUGUUACCAUUAUGUUAACUUAUUAGUUGUCUUUUACUCACACCAUAGAUCUGUCUGUACGUUCUACUUUUGUCAUUGAAAAGAAAACGUGUGCUCGGUUUCUUUCUGUC
Molecule: messenger RNA, 2665 nt
Organism: Prunus avium (sweet cherry)
Lineage: Eukaryota; Viridiplantae; Streptophyta; Magnoliopsida; Rosales; Rosaceae
Product: D111/G-patch domain-containing protein
Molecular function (GO): nucleic acid binding
Source: RefSeq, a predicted model, not a curated record